AUGAAGAAAGAACACCGGCGAUGGACAUGGGAAUCACCCAACGGUACCAUGCGGAGAUCAUUCUCAGCAACCGAAGGUGGUGCUUACUGGACGUCUCAGUGCCGAAAGCUGAAAAAGAAGAUCUGUAACCGUGUUGGAGGAAGGGGAGAAGUCGUACAUGACGGUGGCAGAUUGGAGGAGCUCCUGACCACUUGCGACUGGAGCAUCGAGGAGGACUCAACGAAGGACUAUGACCUAUUUCUCAUGGUACUGAGGGCCUAUAGUGAAAGUGCCUUAAUGCCAACAAGGAACUUGGGAAGAAUUUCGAAAGUCACCAAGGGUCUGCUAGAGAGGAGAAGAGCACUGAGUCUGGAUCCGAUCCAUCACAUCUCGAGCGACUGGUAG
Molecule: messenger RNA, 384 nt
Organism: Strongylus vulgaris
Lineage: Eukaryota; Metazoa; Nematoda; Chromadorea; Rhabditida; Strongylidae
Source: the annotation of a GenBank genome assembly